AUGAGUGCUCCCAGACGCAUUGCCUACGAGGUCUUUGCUACCCCCAUCGACCUCCCUCGAAGAAUCGCGCAGCCCUUUCCUCACGACUAUCAGCGGGGUCAGAGAGAGGCCCAAGCCCAAGAGAAGGUCGACAACAACGAGAAGAUCGUCGGCGAGACCGCCAGGAUGGCCGAGACGCUCACAAAGGGCGCCUCCCAGACCCAGUGCGUCUUCAGUGACGAGGAUGUCAUCCCCGGCACCAGCAUUGCUGGCGUCUCUGGCCGGCUUGGUGACGCCAAGCUUGUCUCGAUGCAGCGAAUGGUCAUGGACUCUGUUCCUAAGGGAAGUCAGGUCAAGAUCAUCUUUAUCAUCUCUAAGGAGAAUGGUAAUAACGGUCAAGCUGGAGCUGCUAACAAUGCCGUCGCUGCGGAAGCCGGACCUGCCGAUAAUGACCGCAUUGUUCAGGGGGACAAUGCGGUCCAGGACCGUAUCCGCGUCCAGAUCCGCCAGCACGGCCGUGGCCAGGCUGGUGGUAUCCAGGCUGACGAAAAUGAUGAAGAGGAUGACAUCUCCCCGCGGCCUAGAAAGCGCCGCCGUCUGGGCACUCCCUUCCCAAGAGCUUCCCGCCGAGCCAUGGCCCCCAUGCAUGUGUCGCCGGGAGACGUCAAGGCUGAGGAAGACGAGGACGAGGACAACAGCGUCAAAAAUGAGGGCGAGAAUCUUGAGGAGCGCGACGAAGAGAAUGGCGGCCCCCCGCAGCAGCAGGGAAUCCCCGGAUUUGCUCUACUCAGCCCUGCUGAGAUGCUGGCUACAGCUAGGCGAGAGCGACUCAUGCACGGAGACGAGCAAAUCAAAGACGAGCCCAAGAAAGAGGUCAAGGAGGAGAAUGACGCCGAGGCCCUAUUCUUCUCUACACCCGACGAAGUCAUUGAUCGCUUCAGUCGCAGCCAUCCCAGCCUGCAGGCCAUGGAUAGAGAGACUCGAUCCCUCUACGGUCUUCCUUCUAGCUUCCCGUCCCCAGCUAGACCCGCCCAUGCCUCUCAGCAGAACAAUGCCUCUGACAACGAUGAUGGUGAUGAUGACAACAACAACAACAACGAGGAAGAAUCUUUCCAAACAAGAUACGCCGGUAUCUCCUUUGACGAGUUCCUUGCCGGACAUGCCGGCCCCUUCUCCUCUGAGGACCCUUAUCCUCGUCUUCGGAGCUUGAACGACGGAACUAACUACCCCGGAUAUCACUAG
Messenger RNA from Colletotrichum phormii, 1221 nucleotides. RefSeq lists its product as uncharacterized. Lineage: Eukaryota; Fungi; Ascomycota; Sordariomycetes; Glomerellales; Glomerellaceae. Bases 1 to 1221 code for a protein of 406 amino acids. The record is from RefSeq and is a predicted model, not a curated record. The transcript has 2 exons.